AAAAAAACUAACUUGUUGAGAAAGAGAAUCGCUGUUUGAGAACUGGAGACUGGGACUGGUUCCAGUAUCUCCCAGAAUUAGCACAGAGUAUUAACUGCCUCCGUGACUACCGCAGAAAAUCCUAAAAAUGAGGAGCACAUAGACCCUGCUUUCUGUUAUAAAUCCAAGGCUGCUUCCAGAGGAUCCUAACUCAUCAUUUCAUGAUGGCCAGAGAAGAUGUAAGAGAGGCCAGUUUGUGUCAGCAAACACUAGCUCUGCUAUGGAAGAAUCUCCUUCUCAAAUGGCGCAGGAAGGGGCACACCAUUCAGGAAUGGCUGCAAGACCUGGCCUUUGUGUUUCUACUUUUUAUUAUCGCCAUGACUGGUGGGAAAAUUGACUCAGACAAUUUCGUAGCACCAGCAGAGGUCCUUGGACGUUUAGAUGAGAUUCACAAUCUUAGCAUUGGCUAUGUGUCGCCCUUUCCUGGCACCAAAAACAUAAUGGAAAAGGUUUCGAAAAGUAUCAUCCUACCAGGUCUAACUGUAACCCAGUAUUCCAGUGAAGAACAGCUGGUGAAAGACAUUCAGAAUGUGACCUUGGUUGGCGUCAUCUUUGAGGAUCAAUUUAGAUAUCACAUCCGAUACAUAAUUAGCCGUGUACCAUCUCCAAAUCCCUACAUUUCAAUUCAGGGUAAAUGUAACACCUCCUCUUUAUAUUGCUUCCCUACUAUGUACUGGAGGAAUGGGUUCCUGUCCAUCCAAGCCAGCAUUGACUCUGCUAUUAUUGAAGUCACCACCAAUCAUUCUGUGUGGCAAAGUAUGGCUUCCACGGUGGCCGUGAAAAUGAUAUCUCCUAUAUAUUCACAGAGAACAAACUUGCACAAAGGUUCAUUCAUCUUUGCCAUGUGCAUCAGUUACAUCUCCAUGACCUACCUCCUCUCGCUUUACGUAACUAGAGAGAGAGGCGAAAUGCGUGAGAUCAUGAAGAUGAUGAGGUUAAAGGAUUUGGCAUUUUGGUUAUCGUGGGGUUUACUGUACGCCAUUUAUGUCUUAAUCAUUGCGAACCUGAUGGAAAUGGUUGCUACAUUUUGCGUUUUUGUGGAGAGUUCACAUGGGGUCAUCCUACUCCUCUUUUUCCUUUAUGGGAUAUCACAGGUAUGCUUUACCUUUAUGUUGAGUGCCCUCUGCAGGAAUCCAAGGGUAACAGCCAUCGUAGGAUUUUUUACCGUUCUGGUUCUUUCGUUACUGAGCACACUGCUAUUGAUGGGCAAUGUCCCCAAAAUUGUGGAAGUCCUUCUGAGUAUCUUUCCUCCUUUCUCCUUCGCUGUUGGACUUGCAGAGAGUGUCCACAUGGAGGACAAUUUUCAAGGUGUCUAUUUCUAUGACCUAAUGGGCGAUUCCCAGCAUGUCCUCUCCAGUGUAAUCUAUCUCAUCCUGGACUCUGUAUUUUACAUGAUCCUGACUGUUUACUUUGAUAAAGUUCUAGCAGAUAAAAACGGGAUGAAACAUGAGCCUUUUUUCUUUCUUAAGUCUUCGUACUGGUCGAGGGAGAAGAGGGUUCCAAUGAAGUCUGAAAAUGAGGGGAAUGGAGAAAGCACUCAAGGAGAUUAUGUUGAAAGAAUUCCACAAGAAUUAAGUGGAAAAAAUGUCAUCCGAAUGAACAAGUUGAGGAAAGUCUACAGCAACCAAGAGAAAAAGGUGGAAGCUCUCAGAGAUCUAGAUUUGGAUGUCUAUGAGGGACAAAUUACAGCUCUGCUUGGCCACAGUGGGGCAGGAAAAACCACGUUACUCAACAUACUAGGUGGAAUGUGCAAAGUAUCUAGUGGGUCAGCCACUGUGUGUGACUAUAAGCUAUCAGAUAUGAGCCAGUUGGAGGAGAUCAAGAAGAGAGUUGGGUUUUGCCCACAGUUUGAUGUCAAAUUUGAUCCUCUGACUGUCAAAGAGAAUCUCAAAGUUUUUGCUCACAUCAAAGGGAUUCCAUCAAGAAAUAUAGAAACAGAGGUGCGGAAUGUGAUUUCUGAGUUGGAGAUGCAAGGAAUCGAAAAUGUUGAAGCCAGUAAAUUAAGUGGGGGACAGAAAAGGAAACUGUCGUUUGGAAUCGCUGUUUUAGGAGAUCCACAGAUCCUGUUACUUGAUGAACCAACAGCUGGGCUUGACCCAUGUUCCAGACAUCGAGUUUGGGCCAUGCUGAAGGAGCAUAAAGUGGAAAGAGUGACUCUCUUCAGCACCCAGUUCAUGGACGAGGCAGACAUCCUCGCUGAUCGGAAGGCUGUUCUCUCUAACGGGCGAUUAAAGUGCGUUGGGUCAUCCUUGUUUCUGAAGAGGAAAUGGGGAAUUGGGUAUCACUUAAGAAUGCAGGUGUCUCCCUCCUGUGACUCAGAAGUCAUCACUUCUCUAAUAAAGCAGCAUAUCUCCAAUGCCAAGCCCACCGCACAGAGCGAGGAGGAACUUACCUUCACCUUACCUUUCGAGACCAUGGACUUAUUUCCAGACCUGUUUUUACAUUUGGACGGACUGGUGGGGCAGGACAUUGUCAGUUAUGGGGUCUCUAUGACUACUUUAGAUGAUGUUUUCCUAAAAUUAGAAGGUGAAGCAGAGAUAGAGCAAGGAGAUUAUGGCGUUUUCUCCCAGGAGCAGGGAGGAGAAGAUGACCGUGGUUAUUUAUCAUCUGAAAUGGAUGAAUCGGUGCUGCUGAUGUCUGACUCCGGCACAGUGACGCUAAGUGGCUUUGCGCUCUGGAGGCAGCAAGUGUUGGCAGUCGCAAGAAUUCGUUUUCUGAAAUUAAGAAGAGAGACCAAAAGUUUCCGAGCUAUGUUGCUUCUUAUGGCCCUCUUUCUGAUACCGCUGAUUCUUGUAACUGCCUUGAUAAACAAUUUUAAAACAUUCCAUGUUUGGGAACUUUCUGCAAAUCAUUACUUUCAAAGUCCCACAAGCAGAUUUCACAAGUACUACACAAAGCUCUUGGUGAAUAACAACACAGGCAACCCUAUUGAAGACUUUGUGAGUGCCCUCAAAGCUCAAAAUAUCCUUGUGGAUGUUAUCGAUGGCAUAUACAACACAAGCAUCACACAAUACAAAGGAGCAAUAGAAGUGUCUCAAAAAGAUAAGGACUACAUUUUUAAGAUCAUUGGAAAUCCAAAAGCACAAAAUGCUUUGCCAGUGCUUGAAAACUUGAUCAGCAAUUCCUUUCUGAAGAUGUUUAAAUCCCCAACCAAAAUACGUGUUUGGAACAACCCAGUGCUACAUGAAUUACCUGACGAUUUUCAUUACCCUGCCUUUUUUUUCUGCAUCAUUUUCAUGGUGUUCGCUUCCGGUCUCACCCCUCAUUUUGCAAUGAGCAGCAACGAUGACAGAAGGCUCAAAGCUCUUUCCCAACUUCAGAUAUCAGGCCUCUUUCCUUCUGCAUACUGGUUUGGCCAAGCUCUUGUGGAUGUCAGUCUCCACCUGAUUUUGCUUUUCUCGAUGAUCAUCAUAUUGUUUAUAUUCAAUUACAAAAUAUUCCUGCACUAUAUACUGGCUUUCGUUAUGUUCUUUGGCGUUGUUGGUUACGGAGUAUCAAUGGUCCUGUACGUCUAUAUCAUCAGUUUUAUUUUUGGAAGAUCAAAGAGCCACCACGAUCGAUGGGCGUUCUUCUUUGUAAUGAGUGGGUUUCUUCCAUUUAUCUUCAGCGAAUUUUUGGUUGUGUUUGAUCAAACGUUCCCAAUACUUUUUGUCUACACAUUUUUAGUGCCGUCUAGUGUCUUAAGCAGUCUUCUGCUGUUUAUUAUUUCCAUGAGUUAUCAAGAAGGAAUCUACUACAAUGAAGAAGACCUAACUUUUUCAGAGGGGAUUUUUCCAUCUCUGCCAUAUAUACACAUAGUCAUAUUCUUGGGAAUCAUCUGGUUCCUGGAAUGGAGAUUUGGGACAAGGAGUGUGAAAAGAGAUCCUGUUUUCAGAACUUCCAGAACAAAACUUGUACCUAAACGAAACCCAGAGGAGUUGGGAGAUGCAGAUGAAGAGGUUCUGGCUGAGAAAGAAAGGGUUAAAAAUGCAAUAACGUCUAAAAAUCAGGAGGAGAAACCAGUCAUCAUUGUAGACAGCCUGCGCAAAGAGUUCAAGGUCAAAAAAGGUCACUCACUUUUCAAGAAAAAAAGGAAAGCGGCCACCAAAAAUAUCUCGUUUUCUGUGAAAAAAGGGGAGGUUUUGGGGUUGCUAGGACCAAAUGGAGCUGGGAAGACCACCUCAAUAUCCAUGCUGGCAGGUGAAAUGAAACCGACUGCCGGUGAGAUGGUCCUGUGUAUGCCUGGCUCUGGUGACCUUCAAACAUCCAAAGACUGCACUCCAUUCCUGGGCUACUGUCCCCAGAGCAGCCCUCUUUGGCCAAAUCUGACUGUUAAGGAACACCUGGAGAUCUACGCAGCUGUAAAAGGCAUGAAGAAGGAAGAUGCGGACAGCGCUAUCAGGCGUGUGGGUGAAGCUUUGGCGCUAAAAGAACAUCUAGAAAAAACAGCUAGGAAGCUGUCAGCUGGAGUCUCCAGAAAGGUAUGUUUUGCAAUCAGCAUGCUGGGAAAUCCAACCAUCGUUCUUCUCGAUGAACCAUCCACAGGUUUAGACCCCAAAGGUCAGCAGCGACUUUGGAGAGCAAUACGAGCAGCUUUCAAAAACAAAGAGAGGGGAGCAAUACUGACCACUCAUUAUAUGGAGGAAGCAGAAACAGUAUGUGACCGCGUGGCCAUCAUGGUGUCUGGGAAGCUACGAUGCAUUGGUUCAAUCCAGCAACUCAAAAGUAAGUUUGGUAAAGGCUAUCUCCUGGAGAUAAAAGUGAAGGACUCCCAGCCUGUGGACGUGAUUCACAAUGAGAUUAUUCGACUGUUCCCACAAGCUUCGAGGCAGGACAGAUUCUCUUCCUUGUUGGUCUACAAAGUUCCUAUGGAAAACGUUCAGUCUUUAUCUCAGGCCUUCUUACUUCUAGAGGAAGCAAAACGAACCUAUAGCAUUGAGGAGUACAGCUUCUCGCAAUCCACCUUGGAACAGGUAUUUCUUGAGCUAGCCAAGGAGCAGGAGAAGGAGGACUUUGAUGUGGACAGCAGUUUCCAAUGGAAGCAUCUUCGGACAGAGAGCAUCUGAUGUUCUGACUAGCCACGUGAUCCAUGGUUGGUUAGAUGGACAAUGAGCUGGUCGAGCUAUGGCCAGACCAGGAGACAGACAAUGAUGAUCUGCAUCAUCUUCCUGGAACAUACAAAUAUUAAUCCUAAUCUUGAUCAAAAGGGACCAAAAAUACAUGGAAAAAAUUAACAUUCCUCUUUCUGUAUAAGGAAUAACACUAUCUAAAUGCCAGAUAUAUUUUUGAUAACUAAGAUAUAAAUAUAUAAAAUAUAUCUUCUGUAUAAAGGUUUACAGCUGCAUUUUUUAUAGGCGCAUGGUUUAGAUAUUUAUACGAAGUAGCCAUGUGUGAUGAAUUUAUGGUGCAAAUCAAUCAACCUUACUCCUCACCAGAGGUGCAGCUAUGUUAUUUUUACAUCUAUAUCUCCAGUUUGUGAUUGAUUGAGAAUUGGGCAUGUUAACAAAAAAUUGUGUUUACAUUAUCUAUGCAUAUAUCUAUAUACUAAGUGCCAGCAAGGUGAAACCCCAUUUUAUGAUGAACUUAACGCUUCCGGUCCUCUUGCAGCCCAUUCUUCUAUAUCUCUCAAGCUUCCAGCCUUAAAGCAGUGAAGAAUCAUGUUCUGGUUUAUCAUGAAUCAGAGAGUGGCAGAUUUUAAACUAUUGCAUUAAACUGUAACGUUGUUCCA
This is a messenger RNA of Pelobates fuscus (common spadefoot toad), 5746 nucleotides long. Its product is annotated as ABC-type organic anion transporter ABCA8-like. The record is from RefSeq and is a predicted model, not a curated record. Gene Ontology annotation, molecular function: lipid carrier activity; ABC-type transporter activity; ATP binding. The transcript is spliced from 39 exons. Gene Ontology annotation, cellular component: membrane; intracellular membrane-bounded organelle. Bases 201 to 5084 code for a protein of 1627 amino acids. Lineage: Eukaryota; Metazoa; Chordata; Amphibia; Anura; Pelobatidae. Gene Ontology annotation, biological process: lipid transport; transmembrane transport.